Messenger RNA from Capsella rubella, 1155 nucleotides. RefSeq names its product putative F-box protein At3g17500. Gene Ontology annotation, molecular function: protein binding. NCBI's taxonomy places the organism in Eukaryota, Viridiplantae, Streptophyta, Magnoliopsida, Brassicales, Brassicaceae. The record is from RefSeq and is a predicted model, not a curated record. Bases 1 to 1155 code for a protein of 384 amino acids. The transcript has a single exon.
AUGUCUGAUCUACCUCAGGAUGUGGUAGAUGAGAUUCUCUCUUGUGUUCCGGCAACAUCUCUGAAACAAUUACGAUCUACUUGCAAACAUUGGAAUGCUUUACAAAAAGACCAAAGAUUCACCAAGAAACACUUUGGUAAAGCAUCAAAGCAGUUUUUGGUUUUCAUGUUGCAUGAAGAAAAGUUCUUUUCACUAAGCUUCAAUCUCCAUGACAUUGACAACAACGUUGAUGAUCCGUUUAUAUUGUUCAAAGUUGAACAUGGCCUUACUCAGAAGAUAAAACAAGUCUUGUCUCAUUGUGAUGGUUUAUUACUAUGUAGCACCAAAAAAGACAAGGUCGUGGUUUGUAACCCUUGUACUGGUGAAACCAAACUCAUCAGACCUUGUACUGUAUACGAAGAAUGUUUUGUCUAUGCUUUGGGAUACGAAGACAACAAAUCUUUCCGUAACUACAAAAUCUUGAGAUAUCAAAUAACUUACCCACUUGUUCAGCUUGAAAUCUACGAUUUUACCUCUGGUACAUGGAGGGUUCUUGAAGUCAAUGAACCCUCCAUUGUAAACCCUUAUGGUGUGUCUUGGAAGGGGAACUCUUAUUGGCUUGUAUGGGAAUUGGAUAGUUAUCUAUUAAGUUUUGAUUUUACUACAGAGAGUUUUGGACAUUUGUGUCUUCCCUUUAAGGAUAAAAAAUAUGCUAUAGCUCUAUCCAUUGUUAGAGAAGAGAAACUAUCAGUGUUGAAUCAGAGGACUGGAUCAUUAAAGAUUGAUGUAUGGGUGGCGACCAGUGAUAAGAUUGAUGGGAACAUAGUCUUGUCGUGGGAAAGAUUUUUGGUAGUGGAUAAUGUCGAUUUUUACGGCUGUUGUCCGUUUUCGUCUUGUGUAAGCUUCUACGUCGACGAGGAGAAAAAACUGGUUGUGUUGUGUUGUGAUAGUAGAAGGAUAUAUGGAGCCAUGACAAAAGUCCAAGACAUGGUACUUGUUAUUGGGGAGUGUGGUGUAUACAGAGAGAUUAGAUUUGGAGAAUCUGUGCAAAAAUUAGGGCAAGGGGUUAUGUUCAACUAUGCUCCAAGUUUGGUUCGAAUUCAUCAAGAAAGUAUACUAAUGCCUAGUUUAGGCAAAAGAAAAGCAAGAAACUUGUCGAUUAAAGCGGUAACAUAA